AUGGCUAGGCUUGAAUCCGAGUCGGAGGAAACUAACUCUUUGAAGCUGAAAUGCAUGGUGGCUGCGGUGCCACAAUCCUCCUGCACACCCACAGAUCAGAAGUGUCUCUGUGUUGAUGCCCACUAUACUGCUGUUCUCGAAGAAUGUGUGGUUACUAGCUGCACAAUCCGGCAAUCUCUGACCACGAAAAACGUUACGACUUCAUUAUGCCAAGCACCGAUCCGGGAUCGAACAAAGAUUGUGUCUGGUGCGGGACUCGCAGGCGGUAUCAUUGCUCUCGUUGCUUUCAUUCUUCGAAUGGUGGCUAGACUCAGAUGCUGUGGCGGAGUAUUCGGGAUGGACGAUUGGACAAUGAUGUUGACAAUGGUAUCGACAGCUUCAUAUUCGGAUAAUGCUCUUCUCGCUCACACUCGGCAGGGUCUCCUUAUUCCACUCUCAGCACUCUCAGUCGUCUUGGCAGACACCGGUCUCGGCAAAGACAUGUGGACACUUCCAUUCGACAACAUCACCCACAUUCUUUACAUAUACUUUUGGGAUGAAUUAUUAUAUCUCAGCAUUCUACCACUCACCAAGAUAUCUAUAUGCUGUUUCUACCUUCGAAUCUUUCCUGACCGCACGUUCCGAAUCGCGACCUACAUCGCAAUCGGUCUCAAUGUGGGCUAUCUGAUUGCAUUUGUCUUGAUAUCGAUCUUCCAGUGCAGACCACUGCCUGGCGCGUGGCUACGGUGGGAUGGAGAAGAAAGCUUCCAAUGCAAUCACAUCAACGCCCAGGGAUGGGCAGCAGCAGUGAUCAACAUGGUCCUUGACUUGAUCGUCAUGGUGCUUCCACUACGCCAACUAUACCACCUCAACCUUUCCAUCAAAAAGAAAUCCUAUGUGAUUUGCAUGUUCAGUCUUGGAGUCUUUGUGACUUUGGUCAGCAUUUUGCGAUUAAACUCCCUCAUCCAUUUUGCUUCCACUACAAACCUAACAUGGGACUACGUGAGCAUUGGAUACUGGAGCACGAUUGAAUGCGAUGUUGGCGUCAUCUGCGCAUGUCUACCAGCCAUUCGCUCUUUGCUACGCCGGGUUGCUCCUGGUCUCUUUGGAGACACCGAGCACCCUCAGUCAUAUGGCAUGAACUCCCACUCCCGCGGCACUGGGUCUCGGUUCGAAGGGGUCAAUGUGCAAAGCAAAAACGACCAACGGGAUUUUUACCCUUUGGAAGACAUAGACAACACUAGUGAAUCUCGGCUGCAUCACCCAGCUUAG
Messenger RNA from Penicillium brevicompactum, 1251 nucleotides. RefSeq names its product putative integral membrane protein. NCBI's taxonomy places the organism in Eukaryota, Fungi, Ascomycota, Eurotiomycetes, Eurotiales, Aspergillaceae. The coding region runs from base 1 to 1251 and encodes 416 amino acids. The transcript has 6 exons. The record is from RefSeq and is a predicted model, not a curated record.